GCUCUCAGAGUGGCGAUGUGCACAAAUCUGAGUGUUUCAAGGAAACCUGGAUCUUUGUGUUCCAGAUGUUUACCCUCCAAGGGUCCCCAAGGAUGUGAGUGUCCCUGUAGGUGGAUCCCUGAUGGUGAUGUGUCAGUAUGACCCGGGCUGGGAGAGGAAUGGGAAACGGUGGUGCCGGGGAGCGGAAUGGCAAUCCUGUAAGAAUAUCGUUAGAACCCCAGGACCAGAGAGAGACAAUGGGAGAGUGUCCAUCAGAGACAGCCCUGGAAACCAGACCUUCACAGUGACCAUGGAGAACAUCACUGCAGGGGAUACGGACACUUACUGGUGUGGGAUCCAGAGAGCAGAAAAUGACCUCGGAGCCCAGUUGAGACUGAAUGUUUCCACAGAUAUUUCCUCUCCCAAGGUGGUAAGAAUCAAUGAGGGACAAUCCCAUCUGGUUCAUUGUCGAUAUGAGCAGCACUACAGAGUGAAUGAGAAAUCGUGGUGUCGAGGAGCUCCGUGGGGAAACUGUCAGCCUGUUGUGAGCACCAGUGGCCAUGAGAGAGAGGAGAGGAAUGGUUACGUGUCCAUCAGUGACAGCCCAGAUAAUGACACGUUCACAGUGACCAUGGAGAACCUUGCUGCUGGGGAUACGGACACAUAUUGGUGCAGGAUUGGAGCCGAGAGAGCUGUACUGGGGGUCCCUGUCAUGAUCAAUGUGUCCCGUGAACUAUGGGGACCCCAGACGGUGACCAGCACAGAAGGAAAAUCUCUAAAAGUGUCUUGUCAAUACAAUCCGGAUUGGGAGAGGAACAGGAAAUUGUGGUGCCGGGGAGCUGAGUGGAGAUCUUGUAAGAUCAUCAUUAGAACUUCAAAAUCAGGGGGAAACAAAGGAACAGUGGUCAUCAGAGACAGCCCCAGAUAUCAGACCUUCACAGUCACCAUGGAAAACGUCACCGAAGGGGACACAGACACGUACUGGUGUGGGAUCGAGAGAGCAGAAAAUGAUAUCGGAGCCCGGGUGAGGGUGACCAUUUACAAAGCUGGGCCAACAACAGCCAGACCAAGGUCCUUCCUUGAAGAUGUAGGCAUCCUGGUCCUGCUCUUCCUGAAGAUGCCCAUCCUUCUGGGCCUGGCUGGUGCCAUCAUCUGGAUGAAAAGACCCCAGCGAGCCCGAGAUGGAGAGAAUGGCAGCAGAAAGUGGCUGCUGACACUGGUCCUGGUCCUAGCCCUGGUGCUGGUCCUGCUUCUGGACUGCUGGGCUGGGUUUGUGGUGGAGCUGCUGCUUCAGGGAGCAGCUCUGGGUCCUAAAUUCGGGAGUGGCACAAAGCAGGCAGGUUGGAGCCUCCACAACAGCAUAGAGGAAAUCUGGUGCCAGGGAGGCAGCGUGGCUGGCUGUCCAGUGAAGGGGGUCUGA
Ornithorhynchus anatinus (platypus) is the source of this 1399-nucleotide messenger RNA. RefSeq names its product polymeric immunoglobulin receptor-like. The transcript is spliced from 7 exons. The record is from RefSeq and is a predicted model, not a curated record. Lineage: Eukaryota; Metazoa; Chordata; Mammalia; Monotremata; Ornithorhynchidae. Gene Ontology annotation, molecular function: transmembrane signaling receptor activity. The coding region runs from base 122 to 1399 and encodes 425 amino acids. Gene Ontology annotation, cellular component: plasma membrane.